Molecule: messenger RNA, 445 nt
Organism: Mizuhopecten yessoensis (Yesso scallop)
Lineage: Eukaryota; Metazoa; Mollusca; Bivalvia; Pectinida; Pectinidae
Product: chitotriosidase-1-like
Exons: 3
Biological process (GO): chitin catabolic process; carbohydrate metabolic process
Cellular component (GO): extracellular region
Molecular function (GO): chitinase activity; chitin binding
Source: RefSeq, a predicted model, not a curated record
CGGAGCGCGUUCGAGGCGGAAGCGACUAAGACUGGCCUACCAAGAUUUCUACUGACGGCUGCAGUACCAAUAGGCAAACCAGUAGUCCAAGCCGGUUACGAAAUUGAAAAGAUAUCAAAUGAUCUGGAUUUUAUCAACCUAAUGACAUAUGACCUGCACGGGUCCUGGGACCACACCCUCGGCCACAACAGUCCGCUCUACCCCCGAAAGUCCGAGUCGUGGGCGAUGGCGGAACUGAACCAGGACUGGGGAGUGACGUACUGGUUGUCCAAUGGUGCCCCUCCAGAGAAGUUAAUGCUUGGCAUCGCUACAUAUGGAAGGACUUUCAAGACAAUCAAUGGAACAGAAAUGGGUGAUAAGGCGAUGGGGCCUGGACGUCCGGGAAAAUUUACCUCCGAGGCGGGGUUCCUUGCCUACUUUGAGGUAGCUAUGCGUGCUGUGCGAG